Molecule: messenger RNA, 2496 nt
Organism: Lineus longissimus
Lineage: Eukaryota; Metazoa; Nemertea; Pilidiophora; Heteronemertea; Lineidae
Product: glycoprotein 3-alpha-L-fucosyltransferase A-like
Exons: 2
Coding region: 183-1430 (415 amino acids)
Cellular component (GO): membrane
Molecular function (GO): fucosyltransferase activity
Source: RefSeq, a predicted model, not a curated record
ACAACAGAUCGAUAUUAACUAUGGCCGUCUGAAAUGUGUAGCCCGUAUUGUGCACCGUUACAAUGGUCUUAUACAGUGGGUUAUCAGUACAUUUAGUAGUGCAUCACGGCCUCUAAACACUGAUCACACACGGUACACACAUAGCGACUCGAGCUGUACAGCUUGAUGAUGAUCUGUGCAUCAUGCAGGUGGUGUUCCUGAGGAUGAUGCUGUCCGUUCGUUCCAUCAUCAGUAUGAUUUGGAAAGGCUAUCUUGUGUGUCGACGAGUCCGACGAAAGGCGUGUGUUUGUCUCCUUCUCCUAAUCACUGGCAUGAUAGUUCUAUUAACACAUUCGUACAGACACUACCACCUAAAUCUCCUCUUCACGAAAUCUUUUACGAGCAAUGACGAGCGGCUAAAACCAGUCAAGGGGGUAAAGUCUAUUGCAUUUGGCACUCCAUACUUCGGUAGACAAUGGCCCUCACAAUUCACUGACGUGAGAUAUUGCACUGGUGCGAAAAAGUGCACCGUAACUAGUGAUAUAGACGCAGCUGACGCAGUUGUCUUUUACCACGUGGAUAUGUAUCCAUGGAUCUGGACAACCAGCAUGCGUCGAAAUCCAAACAGGCAUAAGCAGAUCUGGGUUUACUUUGGUCUGGAACCAGAGACCAGAGAGGACAGACUCGCUUCUUUCCUUGAUGGUUAUUUCAAUUGGACGUUAACAUAUCGAACUGAUUCGGACGUGGUGAUUCCCUACUAUAAAGCCACCAGACGCACCUUACCGCUCGGUAAUGGGAGAGUGAUCAACUACGCCAAGGGGAAGUCCAGGAUGGCGUUCAUGCUGACAGGGCACUGUGAGGUUUACAGCCGACGGCUAGACUACGUCAAAGAGUUACAGACGUACAUUCAGGCAGACGUCAUUAGUGGAUCAGGAAGGUGUGGGAAGGAUCUUUGCCCAAGAUGGAAAUGCGACGAUACAAAAUUAGGGUACAAAUUUUACCUUGCUUUUGAAAAUUCUUUGUGUAAGGAUUAUAUAACAGAAAAAUUCUGGAAAAACGCCCUUAUUCACGGAGCAUUGCCUGUCGUCAUGGGCGCAAACAAAGGCGACUACAUAAAGGUGGCACCACCGGGGUCCUUCAUACACGUGGACGAUUUCAAAAGUCCAAAGGAACUAGCCACAUAUCUGAAAAUGCUCAAUUCAAAUGAUGAUCUCUAUAACAAAUAUUUUGAGUGGAAAAUCAAUUACACCAUCACAAAAACGGGGGAAUCGCUUUGUGGCCUUUGUGAUGCACUCCAUAAUGAGACAAAACUAAAAACUAAGAAGGUCUAUGAACACUUUGCAGACUUUUGGGAUAUGACGAAACAUUGUAAAGAUAAGGGUAGGCAGGUUGGAACAAACAUAAUUCAGAAAAUCAUACUUUAUUUUAACUAUUUCUUUGGAGUCUACUAAUCUCACACAUAAGAUGACAAUUCUAGCUUCUAAAUAACAGGGUACAUGUAUUUCAAGGACUGACCAGGCCAAACAGUUUUAGCUAGGAAAAAACGUGAAACAGUAGCAGCUGAUAACAUUCGGCAAAAUUGAGCAGACCAUCGAUUUUUUUAUCACUGAGGCGGCCAGGACGUUUUGCUCGAAUUUGGAAUGAUUAAACAUCCAUCUUAUCAGAGAUCCAUGUAAUUACAAAUAAAAAGUUAAAGAAGAAGGAAUAUGCGUAUGUACUGUCUAUCACGGGAAAUUGGAAUUCUCUGACCCAAUUUUUUUAUUUUCACUGCAUAAGGCAGUGUCGUCGUAUGACAAUUGUACCACCGGUAAUGUACCAAGCUUCUUCAACUUACUGUGUACAAUUCAUGCACUGGUUUUCUGAUUUACCACGGCGGCCGCAUAAUAUCCCAAUAUCUGCACUGUAGGCCUCCUCUGGAAUUACCGUUUUCAAUAGGCUCGUGCAAGAAGGUUGUAAGGUGCCAUUGUUCCAUUUCGAGAAGAUGGGAAAAAGCUAUGAGGCUAAUAUAAGAUGCAUUAUAACAGUCAAAUUUAAUGUAUCACACUGGCUGAUUAACCAUGUUGACCUUUGAUGUAAUCAAAUGUAGUGUAGUGUGCAGGUCCGACAUGAGAUUGUCCAGAAAUUGUUUAACAUCUUAUACGUUCGCCAAAUAAAAGUUCACGUUUAACAGUGGAUCAGGAUGCUGGGUCAAGAUGGUUACAUGUGGGCUGACCGCACCCCACAGGCGUGUCUGUCAAUGCCCUGCUCUGAUUUCAAUCAUCAAGCCCUCUCGUUAAUUACAGCAAUAAAUAAAUACAAGAGGAUUAUUUGUUUGGAAUAAUGAUGCUGGUUAUUAUUCGUGUCGUGAUAGAAUGAUGUAGCCAGAACACAUUUGCAUGAGGUUGUUCGCAUUUUGUAAUAAAUAGUAAUGCCAUUUGCUAUCGAUAAAGUGCUUGCAUCGAAAUGGUUUAUCGUGUCACCAAAUGUUCAUGCAUGAGGCAUUUGAAUGAUUUCGAAACGGGUUACAGAGGAGCGAGA